UCAAUGAGAAAUCCUUCCCGCCUUAUUUCAAAAAAAGUGGAUUUCCACAUCCCUUUUUCGCCAUCCCAAUGUCUUUCCCUUCUUCAACCUGGAUCUCUCCAUCCCACCACCCAACUCCACGCCCUCCUCCUCACCUCCGGCCUCCUCCUCUCCCCCUCCGCCACCCACCUCCUCUCCAAACUCACCUCCUCCUACUCCCUCUCCGGCCAUCUUUCCCAUGCCCACAACCUAUUCGCUCAAAUUCCUCAAAGAACCACCUUUCUCUACAACACCCUCAUCCGCGCCCACGUCCAAUCCCAGCACCACCUCAUUGCCAUUCAUUUGUUCUCUCAAAUGAUCUCUUCGGGUUUUCGGCCGGAUAACUUCACCUUCCCUUUCGUGUUCAAGGCCUGCGGCGAUGUCCCGCUCUUUAAAAUGGGGCUUCAAGUUCACUGCAAGGCUUUUGUUUCCGGGUUUUUGUCCAAUGAGGUUGUUCAAAACUGUUUGAUUGCAAUGUAUAUGAAUUGCGGCGAGAAGGAGGUCGGUUCGGUUGUUUUUGAGGGAAUGAAUAACCGGAGUGUUGUUUCAUGGAAUACAAUGAUUGCGGGGUUGUUUCAGAAUGGAUGCGCUGCUGAGGCUUUGAUGGUUUUCGAUCGAAUGGUUGGUGAUGGUGUCAAGGUUGAUGAGGCCACUGUGGUGUCUGUUCUACCGGCUUGCGCCGUUGUUAAGGAUUUAGAGACGGGCCGGAGAGUGCAUGUUUUGGUAGAUGAAAGAGGAUUUGGAGAGUAUGCUCCCGUGAGGAAUUCUCUUAUCGAUAUGUAUGCGAAAUGCGGGAACUUAGGUGAGGCAAGGAGGCUCUUUGAUGAUGGAAAUUGGAGGAAGGAUGUUGUCUCUUGGACCGCAAUGAUUGGAGGUUGUGUUUUGAAUGGAUGUGUAUCAGAAGCUCUACAUUUCGGUGUUAGGAUGCAGUUUUCGGGGAUCAAACCGAAUUUAGUGACAAUGGCCUCACUACUUUCAGCUUGUUCAAGUGCGCUGUUCAUAAAUUACGGCAAAUGCUUGCACGGUUUGUGUAUUCGAUUAAGGCUUAAGGAUGAUAUCGUAGUGGAGACUGCAUUGAUUGACAUGUAUGCUAAUUGCGGCAACAUGAAUUUCAGUGCGCGAGUGUUUGAAACAUGUUCAAGAAGAACAGCGACAUGGAAUGCUGUUGUAUCAGGGUUUGCUCACAAUAAGCAUGCAAUUACAGCGAUAAAGCACUUCAAGUUAAUGCUGGCAGAAAGUGUGCAACCGGACCAAGCAACGAUUGCAAGUGUCCUUCCGGCUUAUUCUGACUCAGCAGACAUGAAUCAAGCACUGAACUUACACUGUUUUCUGACAAAAACCGGCUUCCUCCGGAGCACAGAAACAACAACAGGCCUAGUUGAUGCCUAUGCAAAAACUGGGUGCCUAGACGCUGCGAAAGAACUCUUUGAAGGGCUAAAUACAAAGGAUUAUGUGGCUUGGAGUGCGAUUAUCUCAGGAUACGGCAAACACGGGCACGCGAAGAUGGCAAUUAGCCUUUUAGAAAGGAUGAUAGAGGCCGGAAUUGAACCAAAUAAAGUCACAUUCACUUCAGUGUUGUAUUCAUGCAGUCAUGCAGGAUUAGUGGAUGAAGGAGUGCAUAUAUUUCAGCAGAUGCUACAAGCACAUCAAGUAAAACCAAGUCUUGAUCAUUAUGCUUGUGUCGUUGAUCUUAUCGGUAGAGCCGGAAAGUUGGAGGAAGCUUAUGGGCUGAUAAAGAGGAUGCCAUAUGAACCAAAUCAAGCAGUUUGGGGAGCAUUACUUGGUGCAUGUGUUGUACAUGAGAAUGUGGAAUUAGGAGAGUUGGCAGCUAAACAUUUGUUUGAGAUAGAGCCUGAAAACACUGGGAAUUAUGUUUUGUUAGGGAAUGUUUAUGCAGCAGUUGGAAGGUGGGAAGAUGCAGAGUCAGUGAGGAGUUUGCUGAACAGCAGAGGGUUGAGGAAAGCACCAGGAUGUAGCUCUGUUUGAUUAUU
This is a messenger RNA of Dioscorea cayenensis subsp. rotundata (Guinea yam), 2009 nucleotides long. RefSeq names its product pentatricopeptide repeat-containing protein At5g39350. The coding region runs from base 4 to 2004 and encodes 666 amino acids. The transcript has a single exon. Gene Ontology annotation, biological process: RNA modification. The record is from RefSeq and is a predicted model, not a curated record. Gene Ontology annotation, molecular function: RNA binding; protein binding. Lineage: Eukaryota; Viridiplantae; Streptophyta; Magnoliopsida; Dioscoreales; Dioscoreaceae.